Brassica oleracea var. oleracea is the source of this 1903-nucleotide messenger RNA. RefSeq lists its product as uncharacterized. NCBI's taxonomy places the organism in Eukaryota, Viridiplantae, Streptophyta, Magnoliopsida, Brassicales, Brassicaceae. The record is from RefSeq and is a predicted model, not a curated record. The coding region runs from base 66 to 1793 and encodes 575 amino acids. The transcript is spliced from 4 exons.
UUCUUUUUCUUAUUUAUAAAUACACUCUCUUGAGUGCCUCUCUUUCUCUCUCCCCUCCCUCUUUGAUGGCUUUACUUUCAUCAUGUUGGCUAAUCAUAGAAUCCAUUGUGAUUCAGGAUGGUUUCUUGAAAUGGUCCUACAUGAGAUUAUACAUGCACCCUCUUGUUCUCUUUCUUUGUCAACUUCUUCUAUGGCUCUCUGUCUUCCUUUUAUGGCUUGUCCCAUACUUUCAAGCGUCUUACAGCUCCUUUUUAUCGUUCUUGGUCACGUUCUCAAAGCUAUUUAAUAGUUUUCUACGAGUUAUUAUGAGUAGAAGGGAGGUUACUUAUAAUGUUGCGUCUAGGCAAGACACCCUUGUUAAUUUGGAACUUUCUAGGAGAAUUCAUAAUCCUGUUCCUUCCUUUAGCUUUUCGUUUAAACAUCAAGUUGAUAGUCAAUUAAAAGUUCUUCUAGUUCUCCAAGAAGGCAAGAUUCUUGAAGAUGAAGAUUUUUGCAGUCAACUUGAUCAAGAAGAUGGUGCUGUUCAUUUUCUUGAUGCUAAGGAAAGCGAGGAGGAAGAAGAUACUAUUGACUUUGUUGACGUUGUGAACGUGGAGAAUAAUCUUGAGUUUGAACUUCAGACCAUGCCAAUGGAUCAAGAUGAAGAAGAAGAAGAAGAAGAAGAAGAAGAAGAAGAAGAAGAUAUUGUUACCUCAAACGUUGGGAACUAUCUAUCUUCUCUAGAAGCUAGUGAUGAUAUAAAUUCACUCAAUAGCGAUGGAGAUCAACCCUCUCCUUUUUCUAUAUCAAGCUUGGAUUCAGUACUACAAGAAUCGAUUGUAAUAGAGAAUCCAACUCAUCGAGAUGAAGAUGAUGACACCAAUGAAGUAUGCAAUACAUACUGCCAAAGAAUGAGAUGGUAUGACAUCCUAAGCCGCGAUAGAACAUAUGGACUAAGUGUGAUGAUGAACCAAGAAAAGGCAAGUACUUUGAGCUUAUGGGGAAUAACAGCAGAGAAGAGGCUAAAACAAAGCAUAGAGAAGGAUCUUGAGCUAGUUUAUGUUGCUCAAUCAUGUUUAUCAUGGGAAGCUCUCCAGCAUCAGUACUUAAUAGUGAGAGAUAGAAUGAAAGCCUCUGAUUCGAAAGGCGGGUCAUAUGAAGAUAAUAUCUCUAAAGAAUUUCAGAAGUUUCAGGUUUUAUUAGAGAGAUUUUUGGAAGAUGAAAGGUGUGAAGGGAAAAGGGUAUUGAGAUUUGUUCAAAGAAGGUUUGAGCUCAUGAGCUUCUUUCAAGUCCCAAGACUUUCAGGAUAUAAAAGGAAGGGACCACAGGAAGGUGGAAGAGAGAGUAAUGAGAAACAAGUGCUGAAAGCAAUAGAGAGAUGCAUUACAGUCUUCUAUGACUUUGUGAAAGCAGACACCAAUAGACCUUUGGUUUGGGAAAGACUUAAAAUCUCAUUCGUCAACUCUCCUCUUAUGGAAGUGGAAGAUCCUAGAGACAUUAUGCUUUUCCUUAACCUUAAAAAUUUACUCCAAAAGAAGGAACAAUCGUUGAAGGAGGCACAAGGGAACAAGAAGAAGACUUGGUUCAAGAAGAAGAAUAAAUCUCCUUACAUGAAAGAAGAUGAGAUUGAGAAAGAUGAAAACUCAAUGUUACUAACAUUUCUAAAGAUAGAGUUAAAGCUUGUGUCUAGAGUUUUACAAAUGUCUUUAGUCUCAUCUUCUCACCUCAAAUGGUGUGAAGACAAGCUCAACAACAUUGAUUUCAAUGGUGGCAAAUUCUCUAGAACUUCCUCACCUAUUUUAUUCCCAUCUUAAUAUUAUAAACUACUGUUUUUUCACUUGUAACCAUUGUUCCAUUUUGCCAAGUCUAUCACUUUAGUGUUACCUUAGAGAGAGCGCAAGAGAGAUUUAUACAGAAGCUGACC